AUGGAAGCAGUUUUUGGCAAGAGUGCUAGUGGUGGCGAGACAUUCGCGUCGUUUCAAAGAAAAGUAGAGUCGACAGUCACUGGUUUGAAAAAUGAAAUGGAGAGUGAAAGAAAGGAAAGAAUCAAGUUGGAGAGAGAAAACUCGGAAUUGCGAGAGAUCUGCGAUGGCCUCCAAACAAACAACGUGCUUCUUAACCAAAGCUCAAUUAAUUUGCGACACGAACUGGAACUUGUAAAAACCCAACUACGGAAACAACUUGAACAAUCCAAUGUCUUGCAGAAUAAUUCGUUGGAAUUGAAAGAGAACGCGGCACAACUUCAACGAGAUAAUUCUCUACAAAAUGACACUUUGAAAGAAGUAGAGUCGACAGUCACUGGUUUGAAAAAUGAAAUGGAGAGUGAAAGAAAGGAAAGAAUCAAGUUGGAGAGAGAAAACUCGGAAUUGCGAGAGAUCUGCGAUGGCCUCCAAACAAACAACGUGCUUCUUAACCAAAGCUCAAUUAAUUUGCGACACGAACUGGAACUUGUAAAAACCCAACUACGGAAACAACUUGAACAAUCCAAUGUCUUGCAGAAUAAUUCGUUGGAAUUGAAAGAGAACGCGGCACAACUUCAACGAGAUAAUUCUCUACAAAAUGACACUUUGAAAGAAGUAGAGUCGACAGUCACUGGUUUGAAAAAUGAAAUGGAGAGUGAAAGAAAGGAAAGAAUCAAGUUGGAGAAUAAUUCGUUGGAAUUGAAAGAGAACGCGGCACAACUUCAACGAGAUAAUUCUCUACAAAAUGACACUUUGAAAGAUAAGGGAGUCACGUUGGAAUCACUGACUCCAAAACGAGUCAAAAAUUAG
Molecule: messenger RNA, 846 nt
Organism: Corticium candelabrum
Lineage: Eukaryota; Metazoa; Porifera; Homoscleromorpha; Homosclerophorida; Plakinidae
Exons: 12
Coding region: 1-846 (281 amino acids)
Source: RefSeq, a predicted model, not a curated record